AUGGGUCGUGAACUUCAAAAACGCAAGCGCCGCUCCUCGCGGCCGACCAUUCGCCAGCCCUCGUCCCGCAAGAGCAAGGUGACCAACCCAUUGGGCAACGACAUUGUCGCCAAGAACUGGGACAAGAACUUGACGCAAACGCAAAACUACCGUCGCCUCGGCCUCGUGAACCGCUUGAAGGCGCCCACGGGCGGUGCAGAGCUUGACUUGACCACCAAGGACAAGCAGAAGAAGAGCUCCAAGCCCGUUGACCCUUUCGCCAUCCAGGUCACGGGCACCGAGAGCGUGGUCAGCGAGGUGCGGGUUGAGCGCGAUGAGAAUGGCAAGAUCGUGAAGAUCAUCCGCGGCAAGGGAAGGGAUAACCCGCUCAACGACCCGCUGAACGACCUGGACACGGACUCCGAGGCCGAGGAGCAGUUCCCCGACGAUGGCGAGACAUGGGGAGGUAUCGAGGACAACAGCACAGAGGUAUGGAAGCAGCUGGAGAGAGAGGCGAACAGGCCCGUGGAAAAGAGGGUUAGAAACCAGAGUCAGAGAGAGCGCGAGUGGUUGGAGGGUCUGGUCGAGAAGCACGGAGCAGACACCAGAGCGAUGGCAAGGGAUCGCAAGUUGAACCCGAUGCAGCAAACGGAGGCGGACAUUUCGAGGAGGCUGAGGAAGCUCAAGGGCGGCUCGUGA
Messenger RNA from Truncatella angustata, 678 nucleotides. Its product is annotated as ribosome biogenesis protein Nop16. The transcript has a single exon. Bases 1 to 678 code for a protein of 225 amino acids. Gene Ontology annotation, biological process: ribosomal large subunit biogenesis. The record is from RefSeq and is a predicted model, not a curated record. Gene Ontology annotation, cellular component: nucleolus. Lineage: Eukaryota; Fungi; Ascomycota; Sordariomycetes; Amphisphaeriales; Sporocadaceae.